CCAGAAAGAUGUCUGCCCAUUAUGAAUUCUCUCAUUCUGCAGCAGCGGAAACAUACAACAGAACGACAUCCACUUCUUCAUCUUCUUCACCAACAAGAACAUCCGGAACCGGGAAAAAGAAUAGCAGUAGCAAAAAAAGGUUCAGUGAGGAGCAAAUCAAGUUAAUGGAGUCCAUUUUCGAGACUGAGUCCAAGCUCGAUCACCCAAAACAGUUGCAGCUAGCUUCACACCUUGGCUUGCAGCCUCGCCAGGUGGCCAUAUGGUUCCAGAAUAGAAGAGCUCGAUCCAAGUCCAAACACCUCCAACGUUCUUACUAUCUACUCCAAGCCAAUUACGAUGCUUUGGCUUCCAAAGUCGAGGCCCUCAAGAAGGAGAACCAUGCAUUACUUCUACAGUUGCAGGAGUUGAAAGAUUCGAAAGAUCAAACCUUUUGUUGUAAGAAAGUGGAAGAUGAAAGUAUGAUGGACAGAAAGUCUGAUAAUGGAGGGACCUUCGUCAAGCCAAGUCCAUCAAUGGAAAGAUCAGAACAAAUACCUGGGAUUCUUUCAGAUGAUGAUAGGAGCUCAAAGGCAGAAUAUGUUGGGGCUGAAGAUGAACUUGCGAUUCUGAGCUUCUCUGAUAAGCAUACAGAUAGUCCCUUGACGUCACAAGAAGUUUGGAGAAAUCUUGAGUCCACUGAUGAUGACUUCUUAGCCCAGUCUGACGGUGGUUAUCAAUGGUGGGACUUCUGGUCCUGAAUUAAAUAAUGAAGAGUUUUGGAAAUAAUAGGUCUGUUCUUGCUAAAUUACAUGGAAAGAUUGAGGGCAAUAACAAGGUGAAGAUUUUCCGUGCACUCUGGAAAUUUCACUUCUUCAGAGUUCUGGUGGUAGCCAAUGCCGUUUUUGCUAAGAGUGAAACUUAAGGGUAAGUGUGGAUUAAGGAAAGGGUAAAAACAUAUGAGAAAAGGGAACUUUUGAUUUAAAUCUGAAUGCUUUUGGUAAAAAAAAAAAAAAUUCUGAAUGCGGACAAAUAUGCAAACCAAAGCCUUC
Molecule: messenger RNA, 1028 nt
Organism: Neltuma alba
Lineage: Eukaryota; Viridiplantae; Streptophyta; Magnoliopsida; Fabales; Fabaceae
Product: homeobox-leucine zipper protein ATHB-12-like
Exons: 2
Coding region: 9-737 (242 amino acids)
Biological process (GO): positive regulation of DNA-templated transcription
Cellular component (GO): nucleus
Molecular function (GO): sequence-specific DNA binding; DNA-binding transcription factor activity, RNA polymerase II-specific
Source: RefSeq, a predicted model, not a curated record